AUGAUUUUGGGCCUUGUUGAACAUUGGCUAAAGCUAUUACUCAACAUUAUCCACUAUAUAUUUAUACUGGCCGCCUGGGUUUACCGCAGAAGGUACUUUGUCGUGUAUAUUCCACUCACAAUUUCACUAUGGCUCUACUAUGAAAUCAAAUACACCUCUCCAGGAUGCACUUUCUAUUCUGGUAGAAAAGCCGCGAGAUUGUUGAGUAGUUGUAAUUUCGUUUUUAAAUCGUAUCGCCCGCCCAUUUACAUCUUUUCAUGUACAUUACAAUGGUUGUAUAUGUGCACAUUUAACAAUUUGGAGCUACUAAGCCGUUUACUACAUUCUAACUAUUUCGAAUACCUGGGAUAUUUGCGCCGCCCCUUAUACUAUUGGAUCUCAAUAAUCUGUAAAUUGCUAAUCAAAUCUCCCUUUUUUAGAAGAUUAUAUAAUUACGAUGUUUUUAUAUCGCAAAGGGAAAUAAUUGAAUCUUAUGGCCGUUCUCCCAUAAUUUUGGACUGGUAUUUGCCUCCUUGGCUAGUAAAAAAGUGCAGCAAAUGUAACAGGGCCAAACCCUCACAUCAAUUUAUGAAGUGUAACAACCAGAGAUCGCAUCACAUAAACAGUAAAACUAAUCAAAGUUUUUCAUUAAUCCCAUCCGAUAAAUCUUUUUGCGACAAUUACGGUCAGGAAUAUCAACGCCAUUUUUUUGGAAAAAGAUUAAAUUCAUUGGAUAAAAAAUCAGUGGAUGAUAAUCUCUCCUCUGCGGAUACUCGCGAGCUAUAUAGAUCCAAUACGAUGAAAAUAUCAAUUAAACCAUUCUCCAGGUUUUCUUUUAGGCGUAAAAAUUCUUCGGCUGACCAAACUAAACCGCAACAAAUUACGCUAAACGAUAAUGGGAGGCCUAUUGAUUCCGGAAAUUUUUGUGAUGAGUAUUAUUUUGAGGAUUUGAAUAUGAAUUUUGAUGAAAACGCAAAUAAUACCCAAUAUAACUGUUCUGAGGCUUCUUAUUAUAUACAAAAUGUUCCCGGUUAUUAUAACACUUAUGUUGACAAUAGUGUGACCAGGGGUAUUAUUUUGAUAUUGCCUGAUUAUAACAUGCCUUAUAAUAUAUGUAAUCAACACGCUGGAUGUAUUUGUAAUGCCUGGGACCUCAAGUCUAGGGAUAAAUUUAAAAAGAUAACCUGCCAAAAAUGUUUAAUGUCUCUUUACAAAGAUGCACAUUCGUACAACAAGGAAACACCAUGUUUAUCACUCACCAAAUUAUUUAUUGCAGACGCUUUGAAAGCAGGAUUUAUAUGCGUGGAGAUACAUUUGAAUGUAAAUUUGGGUCUGCCGAUUCAUAUUAACGGACACUGGUUGGGUAUGACUUCCUACCCUUUCAGCAUAUAUGGGAAUUCAAUAUCUGACCUAGAUUGUGCCAUUGGCAGAAUUUCAAGCAGAUAUCCUCAUUUGCCUAUCCAAUGUGUUGGAUUUGCUGGUGGUUGCAAUAUUUUAAUUGAAUAUUUACUCAGGGCUAACGAUUCUAGGUUUGUUGAAAAAUUGAAUGAUGAACAAAAUAAUAGUAUGUUACCGGCCAAAGGAUUUGAGUUGUUGCAAAAACCAUUUGAAGGAAACACUAAAAAAUCUUCAAGUAGAUUUGGUGGUAAAAUCUCUAUUAAACAUGCUAAUUCACCAAAUGAUACUGAUGAAUCAUUCGAUUUAUCAAGUUCGGAGACUGACAACGAACGUGGAGAUGUUGGGAGUAAGAAGUUGGGGAUGAAUAGGUCUAGGAUGAAGAAGAAGCUCAGUGAAAAGUUUGGUGAAAAGCUCAAGAGCAAGAAUUCUGCCGAACAGAUAGAUCAUUUGGAGAGUAUAGACAGUGGCAUGUACCAGGAAGUAUUUACAGUUAAAGAAAAUGAUCAGCUCACUGAUGCAGUAACUAGCAAUGCUAAAGAUACUUUAGAUCUUUAUAAGAAAAAGAAUAAGAAUAAUAGAAAGAUCGUAAUGAUGAAGAGGCCUAAAAUCAGUGACAAGGGGCAGUAUAAGUCAAAAAUCGUCGAUGAGAAAUUCAAAGUAUAUUAUAACAAGGUGAUCCACUCUGCAUCGUGCAUAAAUUUGAAUUUAAAGGCUGGAAGCGAGUUCUUUCAUCUAGUUACUAGCACAUCUCAAAAGCAAGGCUUCUUUAAGAAGUACGAACUUUUGAAUGUUUUAUUUGGAAUAAUUAGGAAGUUGGUAUCCAAGGUUUUGAAUCUAAAUUUACUAGCUAAAAACUAUAAAAAUACCUGCAAAAAUGAGUUGCGUGAGAAUAUUGAACUGCUGUUACGGCGCAUCCAUUGCAGUAGGGAUGUAAAAAAUCUGGACAAAAAUUUGUGCAAAACCUACCAAUGUUGCCAUUAUUCAACAACGAUAUUUAAUAAUAUACAAAGCAUUUCAACCUUAAAUAGUGCCUCAGAUAAAGGAUUUGAAUCGCAAACUUUAUAUGCACUGCUUAUCUUAUUGCAUAAGGAAUUUUACGAAACUUACAGAGAGUCGUUAAAUAAUCAUACAGUUAUCUCUCGUUCAUCACUAUUACCUGUAAACAACACUAAUUGGACUCUCACGAUAGGUGAUGGAUAUUACUCCAAAUUUUCUGAGGGCUCUAACAAACUUUGCGGCCUGCUCAGUCCCACUGAUGACAUCGACGCGGUACUCCUCAAGCGGAAUCUACGAAAACUUUACGAUGAUAAUAUGAAAUUGGUACGCAAUUGUUUAGGAAGCAUUGAUUUGCCUAUCCUAUUCGUAUCAUCAUUAGAUAACUCGUUGUUUGGGAUCCAAGAUAUCGAUGUUUAUCAACCCAUACGUAAUUCGAACAUUCUACACUUUGUUACACAAUCUGGCGGAGAUUGCACAUAUUUGAGCGGUACAACAGUGCCUGCAUAUUGGCUCAGAGAUCCAAUAUUGGAGUUUAUUCAAGCAGCUAUUGCAAAUAAACAAGAGGCCAUAUUCAACUAG
Molecule: messenger RNA, 2952 nt
Organism: Babesia microti strain RI
Lineage: Eukaryota; Apicomplexa; Aconoidasida; Piroplasmida; Babesiidae
Product: conserved Plasmodium protein, unknown function
Exons: 2
Coding region: 1-2952 (983 amino acids)
Molecular function (GO): monoacylglycerol lipase activity; short-chain carboxylesterase activity
Source: RefSeq, a predicted model, not a curated record